Molecule: messenger RNA, 1105 nt
Organism: Elaeis guineensis (African oil palm)
Lineage: Eukaryota; Viridiplantae; Streptophyta; Magnoliopsida; Arecales; Arecaceae
Product: beta-carotene isomerase D27, chloroplastic
Molecular function (GO): iron ion binding
Source: RefSeq, a predicted model, not a curated record
CAUUAUCCGUUGUGGAAGGCGGCUCUAAUGGAGACCCUCGCUAUCCUUCGCGCUCCUUCUCUCCCCGUUUCCUCCCGCUCGCCUCUCGAACGCCAUGACCGCUCCGGUGGAAACCGUAGGUUUCGUGUUGCCUGUUCUCCUGUUCGAUCUCAAGCGAUUGAUACGCCGAAAUCCGAAUACAAGCCUGGUAUCUUUGAUGAUCUGCUUCUGGUGUAUUUUAGGAAGAAAAUGGUGGAGGAGGUUGGAUGGGAUUCUGAGAAGCCUGGAUAUGCUGGACUGAUUGAUGUUGCAAAUCGUCUUAUGAUGAAGGGCAAAAGCAAUUUGGAGACCGAGCAAUCAACGGUCCGCAUGCUACAAUCAUUGUUUCCUCCAUUCUUACUCAUGCUUUUUAAGAAGCUUAUAGCACCUAUAGGUGGUGGCCGAAUAGCCUCCAUGAUGGUUGCAAGAGCAACUGCACUUUCUUGUCAGUGGCUGAUGGGCCCAUGCUCAGUCAAUUCAGUUGAUCUGCCUGAUGGGUCCUCUUGCACCAGUGGGGUGUUUGUAGACAGGUGCAAGUAUCUGGAAGAAAGUAAAUGCAUCGGAAUUUGUAUUAACACAUGUAAACUGCCAACCCAGACUUUCUUCAAGGAAUGCAUGGGAGUCUCACUACAUAUGGACCCAAACUUCACUGACUAUAGCUGCCAGUUCAACUUUGGAAAUCUGCCGCCAUCACCAGCCACUGACAAAGCCCUCCAAGAGCCUUGCCUGGCUAUAUGCCCGAAUGCCAGCCGUCGAAGAGAACUUGGCAGUAGAAGUGGUGACAUUGACCAAUGCCCAAAGGUAUAAAAUAGAUUCAGAAGCCUGUCCUUCCAUUGUUUUUGUCAUUCACAUGUAGCACAGCGAUGCUGUAAAUGUAAGAUUACGACUGCAAGACGAUUUUAACAUAGAUCAAAAAGGAUGUGUGGGGACCUUAUCCAUUCUGCUUUCAGCCCAUCAUGUUUACCUGUCCAUCAUGGGUAACGGUUUUCUACUUAAACGCUAAUGGCUCUAUGCGUGGUAGUCCAUUGCCGCUUGGCUUACUUCAAACUGAUGAAUAUAGUUAUCAUUGCAAAGGACAUUCUCUGUA